UUAGGACUAUAAUGUCCCUAAACUUGAAAAUUCAAGAUGGCGUCGAAUGCCUAGUUUGUGCACGAUUGAUGUAAUUGAUAUUUUGUAGUUUGCGUUCCAAAACGUAGCUAAAUGCAAGGAACUCUGGCGAUUUCUUAAACUUUUUUGAUGGUUCUAUACUUAUAUCCUCGAUUUGAUGCAGACUUUAUGGAGGUGAAAGGGUUCCCAUUCCUCGCCACACUAGGAUUUUAUUUCGGCUAGGCCGCUGCCUGUUGGCAUCUCUUUCUUCUUUUACAUCAGCAUUUGCUACUACUAUCCAUGUCAGAACCUGAGACAGUAAAGUUGGAGAAUACAGUUGAAGAAGCAGGGACUCAGUUGUCAGUUGACACCAUUGAGUCUUCUGUGGCUGCAGAUAUCAACUCGGACAACAGUCAGUCGUCCACGAGUGUUCCGCCGGACAUCACUCAAGCAGAGACCUACUCGUUAGAUGACCCCUACACCAGUGAUCCUCCUGACCUCAAUCCAGAGGAGGAUACAAACCUUCCCACAAAGGUCAUCAAGAAAGAAGGGGAAUAUCUGACCCUACCAACCUAUGAAGCUGCAGAGCUGAGUGACUCAAGUGGCCCACCAGAUAUUACUAGUGCUGCCUAUGAAAAAACUGAAGAAGUGGAAGAUAUCGAGAUUAAGGAUUACUCCUAUGUGGACUCGCCCAACUCACCUGCUCCUUUACUGACGAGUCUGGAAGAGCAGGGAGAGUUUACAGACUUCCCCACAGAACUUCCGGAAGACCCCCAGAAUAUCUUCCCAGACACUGACCCUCCCCCUGACCUUCUUCACCAGGAAGACCUGACCCCCACAGAAGGUUAUCUAGGCUCUUCUUUUCCAGAGUCCAGUCUAUCAGAGUCUCUGCUUGCUGUCGCUCCUGGGGACAUAUUGCCUGUUGUGUCCCUUCCUCAGAUUAAUCCUAACUUUUUUCAGCAAAAUUUAAGUCCAACAUUAGCACAGAAUAUCAAGAGAGGACCAGGCAGACCAAGGAAAGAUGGCCAAGAGCCUGCACCACGACGAAGGUCAUCUAGCAAGCCAUUAGCCAAAUCAAUAGUCACUAAAGCUCAGAGGAUUCUACACAAUAGUGCAGGCAUCAGUAGGAAGUUCUUCCCAUCCGCUGAACAGAUGGAUUCUGGGAGUCAAAGUUCACUGUCCCAGUCUGAGUUAACGAUGACCAUUGAUACUGGGGAAGACACCACUCAGUACGAAAUGGAGGAAGAAAUGCUAAUUGGGGUGUCGGAAAGCUUGGAUGAAACAAGUUUGGAGUCACAACUGCCAGUACGUGUCUGCAGUUUCUGUAACUGUGGGGAGAGGAGUUUGCUGGGACAGGGUGAUAUCUUCCGAUUCGAGCCCACUCAAGGCUUCAACUUCAGAAAAACCCUGGCUAAGAAUGACAAGAAACCUGCUGAUUUUGAUGAGAGAAACCAAGAAAAGGAAGGUACCACCAAACCAUUGACUUGGAGAAGAAACAGGGGUCCUAUUAAAGGAGUCGGUGAAAGAGAAAGAGAAAAGAGUCAUUCACCCAGGCGAACAGGAAAUGAAGAAGACCAAAACAUUCUGUUAGGGGAUGAGUUGACCUUUUUAGGUUUCCCAGAAGACGUAGAAGCAAUGCAAGUUUUUGAACCAACAGGUCAUGUGUGGGCACAUAAUCGUUGUGCGGCCUGGUCAGAAGGCGUGACUGCAGGUGUAGAUGGAAGUCUCCUGUCUGUCGACCAAGCCGUCUUUAAUGGACUUUCUCAGAAAUGCAGUUACUGCCGGCGUUAUGGUGCCACUAUUACGUGUAUUUAUCCUGAGUGUAGUAAGAAAUAUCACUAUCCUUGUGCUGCUGCCGGGGCUUGUUUUCAGGACAAAAAGAAGCUGGCCAUUCUGUGUCCCGAUCACUCGGAUCAAGCCGAGACAAUUGCUGGAGAGGAGGCGUUUUGUGUGCUCUGUUGCCAGGCGGACAAGAUCGGUAAACAGCUGUUCUGUACGUCCUGUGGACACCACUAUCAUGGUGCCUGCCUCCACCCUUCAGUCGCCCUCUCACCUGAGGUACGGGCAGGCUGGCAGUGUCCUGACUGUAAGGUGUGCCAGAUGUGCAGACAACCAGGAGAAGACAGUAAGAUGCUGGUCUGUGACACAUGUGACAAGGGUUACCACACCUUCUGUCUGAAGCCGGUCAUGACAGCCAUCCCAAAGAAUGGCUGGAAAUGCAAGAAUUGCCGAGUGUGUGGCGAUUGUGGAUCCAGAACUCCUGGGAGUGGUCCUAGUUCUCGCUGGCAUCUGAACUACUCUGUGUGUGACAGCUGUUACCAGCAGAGGAACAAGGGCCUGUCCUGCCCACUGUGUGGGAAGGCCUAUCGACAGUUCACGCAGAAGGCUAUGAUACAGUGUGGCACCUGCAAGAAGCAUGUGCAUGCAGAGUGUGACGACGCCAUUGACAACCUGAUGCUUGAUCGGGUCAGGAACGAGGAACAGGUGGACUACAUGUGCUCUGUGUGUCGCAACAGAGACCCCGAGUUGGACACAGUGUUUCCUCCUUUCAAUUUCUCCCAUGAGGAACCCAGUAAUGACAUGCAUGUGUUCGACAUCAAAGAUUCUGACAUGGAGAAUGCUUCUUCCAAUAUGGACGAGAGUUGCAGCUCCUUUCUUCUUAACGAAGACUCCAUUUCUAGCAUGGAUAUUGACAUCAAUGCUUUAGAAAAGUUCUCAAGCCCCCCUCACAUCCACCCCCAUGGUGAAGGGUGUGGCAUUGGAAGCAAGGGGGGGAAACUCAAUGCUAUGAGCCGCAAAAAGAUUGGGGUGUCCUCUUCAAGCUCCAGCAGAUCAAGGGGAAGACCUGUGGCUCCUGAGAAGAAAAAGAAGCCUCCUCCAUCCUACAGUGAAGGCAAACGGGGAUCCAAGACAAAAAUGAAAUCCAACCAGCCUGGAGCUCAAGCACAAAUAUCUCCAGCACAACCUGGGGAACCCCUGAAGAAGAGCCAGUUCCCUACUGAGGAUGACGACGACGGAGACGACCACCCCCAGACCAUUAUACUGUCCAACGCUCAGGACAAGUUUGUGUUGGAUCAGGAUGUGUGUAAGAGCUGUGGCAGCUUUGGUCGGGGGGAGGAGGGAAAGCUGAUUGUGUGUACCCAGUGUGGUCAGUGCUACCACCCCUACUGUGCCAGUGUCAAGGUGACCAAGGUGAUUCUGUCAAAGGGCUGGCGCUGCCUGGACUGUACCGUCUGUGAGGGCUGUGGGAAACCCCACGACGAGGGGAGACUACUGCUGUGUGACGAGUGUGACAUCAGCUACCACAUCUACUGCCUGGAUCCACCCCUCGACCAGGUCCCCAAAGGAACUUGGAAGUGUAAAUGGUGUGUGAUGUGUAUAAACUGUGGAACCACCACCCCUGGGUUUGGGUGUAACUGGCAGAACAACUACACCCAGUGUGGCCCGUGCCGCAGUAAGAUAGACUGCCCAGUGUGUCGGCACAAGUACCAGGAUGACGAGAUGAUUAUUCAGUGUCUGCAGUGUAACCGCUGGCUACAUGCGCUGUGUGACGGUCUACGAUCGGAGGAUGACAUGGAGCGAGCAGCCGAUUAUGACUAUCAGUGUCUGUUUUGUAGACCAAAGACUGGCAAGGAUGGACCACUGCCCCCUCCUCCACCCCCACCCACACCACCCCCUAUUGAGAUGGAGGAGCCCCCCACCCCACCCUUCUACAGAGAACCAGUGGAGAGUUUGAGCAGCUACUUUUCCAAGCUACCACCAGUCUAUUUUCCUCUGGAGCCAAUUCCACAGAAGCGUUACUUGAUGGAUGGAGUCUAUUUAUCAGAGACAGGGGUCCAACACAUGCAGGAAAUCACCAUUCAGAUCCCCAAAGUCAAACGACAGAGACGCAACAACAAACGACUGUCUGUUGACAUGUUGCCAGGGCAACGCCUAGCAACCCAGAUGUCCACUGAGGGGGAUGAGGAGAAAGAUGGUAUGGACGAGAGCAGUGAGUUGUCUACCCCUGUGACAGCUGAAGCCCGAGGGGAGGGUGACCCCCUCCUGCUGAGCCCCACCAGUCAGGCUCCCUCAGGGAUCCCAGCCGAGGGUGAGAAAAAGGAGAGAAAGAAGAGGACCACCAUUGGUCUAGGUGUGGGAGGAUUCAUUGCUAAAGCACGAUCAAGGCAGACCAAUGUGAAAAGACAGAUGUCAGAGGUCUCUGCUGAAAUGGCUGAUGGACAGCCACGACCUGAAGGUGAAGAUGGAGAGCCUGUCCCUCUGUUAGUGGAAGGGGAAGUGAAGAAACAGAGGAAACGCCAAGCUCGCAAGAAAAGUCAACUCGAAAACAGUUUUCCCAAUUAUUUACAGGAAGCUUUCUUUGGAAAAGAUAUCCUUGACAAAAGCAAAGCCAAGGUCAAACAAGGUCACCGAGCCGACUCGGACUCGGAUACAGAAUCCAGGGCCUCUACCCCCAACCUGCCCAAGGACAUCCCCCAGCCCUCACUGUUCCCUGAACUGAGCCAAAGCAACACUAAGCUACCCUCCACCCUCCCCUCUGUGGGAACCUCGCAGUCAGUCCUCUCCUCGGGGGCGUCAAUGGUCCCCAGCUUCCCAGGCACUGGGGACGAAAUCAACCCUAUAGGGGAUGUCCUGCCAGACCUCGAGCUGCCACAUGAUGAUAUAUUUAGCAUUUUCAAAGAAGGAGAGUUGCCCAUGUCUGAAGAGCAGCCAACAUCCAGUCAGGCAGGCGCAUCGGGAAGCGGGGAGCUCCCCGACAUCCUGUCAAUUGAGAACAUCGACGUUGACCUACUUCCUGAGCAUGCUGAAGAUCUGCCCCCGAUCAAUGGUCAAGAAGUUGAUGAUAUAUUUAAUGGAGUAUUACCGCCUGAGGAAGAUCCUAGUCAAGCUGCCCACGGAGGUGGUCCCCAGUUCCCCAUGGCUGGCUCUGUCCCACGACUACCACCCCACAUGCCACCACACCCAGGACAGAUGCCCCCGGGAAUGCCCCAGCUUCCUUAUGGACCAGACUUCAGGGGUAUGGGUGGUGACCAGCCCCCCUGGCAGCAGGUGGCUACAGAGGAAGAAGGUGGGGGAUCCACUUCCAGCCGACGUAACAUGUUGAAGUGGGAGUGUGAUGAGGACCUAGGAGAGAGUGCCACCAUUUCAGCGGUGCUGUACUGCAAUCUCCGCCACCCUGAGUUCAAACAGCAGUACCCAGAUUGGUCUGAGAGAGUCAAGAAGAUUGCCAAAGCUUGGAGAGAAUUAUCCUCUGAUGAAAAACAACCUUUUUUGACACAGGCACGCAAAAACAGAGCCAAUAUAAAGACACAGGAUGGAAAGAAGCCAAAGACUAAGGUUCCAUCUAUGCCUAUGGGGCCUCCCUUACCCCCAGGGCCACAGGGACAAAUGCCUUACCCCCCACCAGCAGCUGCUGACAACCUAGGGUCACCAGUCGUCCUGAGUCCCUCCAACAGAGUACCAAGUAACCCUUCAAUGGUGACCACACCAGAAGGUCACUCCCCUGGACAGAUGCCUGGUAGUUUACCAGAGAGCCCCCUGAGUCACCCCGGAACCCCACAGGAUCCUAGAAUGAUGGUGGGUCAUGGUGACCCUUACAACCCAGUGAUGGUACACCCUGGAAUGCGACAUCCUCAAGGUGGGCCCCAGAGGCCACCCAUGGCACGCAAUCCCUCGGGUGGAAUGGAUCCAUACAGUCAAGAUCCCUAUGCCAAGCCUCCCUCUACCCCACAGACUCCUCAGAAGUCUCCGUCCAAAAUCCAGUGGCCUGGUCAGGCUCAGGAGUCAGAUCCCUAUGAGAAUCCCCCAGCUACUCCUGCUGAAGGCAUGAGCUCUGGCCAUCCAGGUCACCCAUAUGAUCCAUAUGCCCACCCCCCACAUACGACAAGGCCAGGGAUGGUCCCCCCACAAGGAAUCCAUAGGCCUCCAUUUACCCGCCAGUCCUCUGUACCAGCCACCCAGACCUCUCACAGUGAUGACCCAUAUGCCUUCCCUCCCCACACACCUGGUCCAAGACCGGGAGGAGACGGUCAAAAUCCAGACAUCGUAGGACGACAACAGGGUGCGGACAUGUAUCCAGGCAUGGGGGAUCAUCUUCGAUCGCCCUACCCACCCUCAUCUGUUCCGGGUUCCAUGGGCCAGCCACUUCCCAGUACCGCCCCUGAUAUCUACAGAAUGGCAGGACAGUCAGGCAUGAGGCAUCCAUUCAGACCCCCAGGGCCCCCAACAUCUCAAUCUAUGGUCAGGCCCGACCUGUACGCACAACCAUUGCACCCAGGAAUGGAGCCACCAAGGGAACAGUCAGCAUUACAGCAGAUGUAUGCUGCUGCCAGUAGACGUCAUGCACUUUUCCCUUUCUCUGGAAUGUUUUCCUCUAUUAAACAUCCUUAUUUGGGAUUGCAGGACAAGAAUUCCUCCGGAGAGACCAGUCAACAGGUCAGGAACAUCCUCCACAAGCAGGCCGAGUCCCGGAUGAGGCAGGGGAAGGGGUCCGAACCACCACAGCCCCCCUGGGAGAAUCAUCCACAAGCUUUUACUUCUGAGGAGAUGACCCGAUUCCCUGUGUCGAGAGGGGCGUGGCCGCCGGCUCCACCCCGAGUGCCAGGUCCCAGACAAAUCCCCCACCCCACGGACAUGGAAAACUUUGGUAUGCGUCCUCCAUACAGUGAGGGGGUACACCCUGGACAGAUGAGGCAGCCCCGCCCCCACGGCCCUAUAAUGCCAGAAAUGUACUCCCCCAAACACUCUCCACAGAUGUCCCCAGGACAGCUCCCAAGUCUCAGGCCAGGCCAGAAUCCAUUAGCUGGCCAUGAUCCUAGAUCUCAGUUCCCCAACAUGAUGGAGCACCGCUUCCCUGUCCCUGGCCAACAGGUGCCCCCCAAUCAGCAGCAGGUGCCCAACAUUUCGGGCCAACCCCAGACUUACAAGUCCUACCCCCCAGAGACUGGGGAACAGAGUAGGAUCAACCCAGGGGCCAUGGGGGAGCAGAGGAAGAUGAGUGACCAUGAUCAGAGAGAGGAGGAGAAAUCAGUGGAGACCAAGGAAGAGAAGAAAGAACUGGUGGAAGACAAACAGAUGAAUGAAGCUGACAUUGAGGAGCUUCUAAGUUCUGAUGGAACAUUUGACAUCAUCAAGUUUGUGGACACAGAUACUGAACUGAAUCUGGAUGAGAACAAGAGUAUAUUUGAUGACCUUGAUGAUGUUGAAAGUGGUUCUAUGGAUAAGGGAGACUCCAAAGAAGACAUGAAGAUGACGAAAGAGAAGAUGGACUCAGAUCUGGAUUCAUCCAAAUCAGGAGGAGGAAUUCCUGACUUUCAGUCCAAGUUUUUGGAGUUCAGUCAGAAGAAGAAUGAGGAAAGAAAGAUUGGUGCCGAGGGCAGUGGCCAGAUGAGUGAAAUGGAUAAGAAGGACCAGCAGAGCAUCAGUCAGAUCGCUGCACUGCUACAGCAGCAGAGCUCAGAGCACAUGCCUCCUACCCUGGAGAGGAGGGAUUCAGUCAAGUCUGAUAGCUCUCUGCCCGGGAAGGAGCAGCUGCCUAGAACGCCUGGUUCUGGACCUUUGACUCCAUCAGGAAAACAGCCAGGGGUGGAUCAGGGAUUCCCAGGAAUGGGAUCCAGAGGGCCAUACUCAGCAGGAAUGCACUCCCCUCUCCAUCAAAUGCAGAGUAUCCCCACCCAACCCUCACCAGGUUCCACCUACCCCCCAGGGCAAGGACCCCCUACCCCUGGCUUACCAUCACCCAAGAUCAUGCCUUCCCCCAGGAGCAACAUACCAUCCCCAAGAACUCCAAGUGUUCAGUCGCCCUUCAAUCCCAUGAACAGUCAGCAGUCUCCGUUCCCGCAGACCCAGUCUCCCUUCUCCCCAACUGUCUCUUCUGCCCCACAGUCACCAUACGCUGCCAACAAACCACAGCCAUCCUUCUCACUUCCUGUCGGCAGCACUAAUCAGCCAGGAUACUCCACAGUGGAAAGUGGAGUACCCGUUCAAAGCCCAGGUCAAAGGUCACCCAGAGGAACCAUCACUCCUACAAAUCAAUACAUGCAGGGAACCUACGGUCAGCCCAUGAUGCAAGGACCCCCUAGAGCUACAACACUGACUCCUACACCAACAAGUAUACUAUACGGAGGACAGUCUGGUAUGGCACAGCAUGGAAUGAGGAAUCCUGUACCUGCCUCUAUGAAUGGAAGUCGACCACCUUUCUCAGGAGCAUCUGCCCAUCCGAUGGGCCACAGCAUGGAGACGGCCACCUCACAGAUGCACUCGAUGGAUCCGUCUGCUGUUCCACACAUGGCUACCUCUCAGUCCUCCCACACGCCGGGAGACAUGCAGGGUCAUCCCCCCUCCAGCCAGAGCACCGCUACUAUGCCACCAUAUGGAAUGCCCGGUCAAAGGAUGCCAGGAAUAAGGCCUCCAAUGGGAAUCCCCACCUCCUCAGUUCCAUCCUCUGCCCCCGGGGCUCAGGGAGGGGGUCGGCCCCAGCUUCUACAGGACCAACCUCUGUUGAUACAAGAUCUGUUAGAACAGUAUGAAGAUGGUAGCAGGAAGAUUAAGCUGACACAAGAGAAACAGGAGCAACAGAGACAAGCCCAGCAACAAGCCAUGGGCAUGAUGCAGCGCCCACCCCCCGAGGCAAUGAUGGGACAGCCACCGAGACCAGGGAUGCCCAUGGGCCAGUAUAGACCUCGCAUGGAGGGGAUGAGGCACCCUGUGGAUCCUAACUGGAAUGUCCAGCGACCGUAUGGACAGCCGGAGAUUCCCCCAGGACAGCCUCAGUUUGUGAGGAUGCCGGGACAGCAGAUGCCUCCAAGGAUGCCUGGACCUUAUGUUGGUCAGCCACCGGGGGUUGUUGGCCCCAUGGGGAUACCCACUCCCCCACCCCCUCCUCCCCAGCCCCCUAUGACAGGGGAGUUAACUCCUGAGCUGGAGAGACAACAGCAGCAGUAUGAGGACUGGCUGAUGAAGCAUGGCAACUAUCUGGAGAUGCAGGUCAAGACCCUGGAACAACAGAUCGGCAAGUGCAAGCGCACCAAGAAAGCCAUCAAUGCAAGGAAUAGGCAGGCAAAGAAAACGGGUAGAGAGCCAUCAGCAAACGAUGCGACAGAGCUGGAGAGAGUGACACAGGAGCAGGCUGGUCUCCAGAAACAGCUGGAAAGCUACCGCAAACAGGUCAAGCAGCACCAGAUGCAGACCCAGGACUACCGCACCAAGAAACGGGAGCGCUAUGGACAGGAUUGGGCCUUCAGCCAGAUGCCCCCAGUAACAGGCCCUGCCAUUAUGAAUGUUCCGCCCGGGGGGUUACAACCCCGAAUCCCCGGUCAGCAGGGCUCGGCGAGACUGACUGCCUCGGCCAGACAAGCUUAUGAUGAGUACAUGCAGGACAGGUUAAGGCAGAACCAGCAGAUCCCCGGGGCAGUGGGUGGGCCGCGUCCCAAACACACAGUGGUAGAAGAUAACAAGACUAAAGUGGCAGGGCCCAAAGCCAUACUACAGGAUAACAACCCAUUCAGUGAGGAAUACCAGGAAAGAGAGCAAAGAGAAAGAGUUGGCUGUCUGCCAAAGCCUGGGCCUGAACCUGUAGAAAAACCAGAGAUGAUCAGACAGAUGCCACCGUACUUUGACCCCAGAACCAUGCCCUAUGAUCAGACAGGGAGGUUCCCGGCCCCUAGGAUGCCAGGCCCAGCGGAACCCAUGCAGCGGUUUCCAGGUCCUGGGCAACACAUGCCUUUUGAUCCAUCAGCGGCUAGGAUGCCUGGCCCCCAGGACUCUACCCCCAGACACCAGUUCCCCCCAAGGAUGUACACUCCCAUGAACCAAGGACAAGUGGAGGGGGCACCUGUUGGACCACACCCACAAAUGCCCUACCAACCAGGUUUUUCGACACCUGCGUCUGACAUGAGUACGAACGUGGAAUCGGGCGAGAAAAAGUCAAAGAAACGUAAAAAGAAGAAGAAAGCUGCAGAAAGUCCAGCUGCUACAACGGUAGGUACUGCCGAGCCAAGGCCACCCGUCCAGUUUACUCCUCAGUCUGAAACCGAGAAACGCAUCAUGGAAAUUCUAAACAAUUCAGCGGGACUGGCAGCCCGAUCUCAACACGAAGCUGUGGACAGGUCCCCAGGGAAGGCAAAGGCUGGGGACACCCAGGGACCCCCUGCCACAGAGCAGAAACCUGAGGGCAGGAAACCAGAGGAGGGUGAGGGUGCUCAGAGGGUGACCACUGUAAGUGUGCCCGGCCCCAGCACUCAGCCCACCUACACCACUGCUGUCUCUCAGCCAGCAUAUCAGAGUGAGAGCAAUGACCCUGACGAUCAGCAGGAGGAGCACAUUCUGCCAAUGAAUGUGAUGAUUCAUCAGAGCAUUCCUCAGAGUGCAGCUAUUGCCUGUUCUGUACCCCCGGUCCAAGUGUCCCAAAGUCAGCAGAUGGAGGCAGCUCGGAUCCAAGAAUCGGAGUCAACGCCUCAGACAGCUGCAAAGUCAGUAGAAGGAAGUGUUCAGUCUGAUCAAGGGCAUACUCAAAAGAGACCACCGAACAGUGGGAGCGCAGAGGCACAGCCUGUGUCUUCAGUGAACAGCAAUGUGAACACUGUGCAGGAACCAGAAACUGUCAGCACAAAUGUGCAGCAUUUACCUCCCCACUCCUACCCAAUGACCUCCCUCCCUGGUCACCCCCUUCCUCCUCCCAACACCCAGGAAAGAAUGUCUCCCAGGGGCAUGGUUCCUCCAGCUUAUAUGGGUGCUUAUGGCCAUUUUCAGGGCAGGAUGUCACCACGACAGGCACACUAUGGUGGUGCCCCUCCAACAUUAAUGCCUGUAUCACAGAACCAGUCACCAAGGCAGUCUACCACCCCCUCCCCUGGAAGAUACUCACCCAGACAGGCUAGUCCCUCCUACACGGGGGGUCCAUCCCCUGGGCGUUACUCACCCCGACAAGGUUCUCCUGGAGUAUCUAGGCCUCCCUCGAGACCACCUUCCCAGCCUGGGUCAGGAUAUGCAGCCCCCAGGCAAGGCCCCACCCCACCAAUAACUGGCUAUCCGAGCUCCACCCCUCCUGCCUCGCCAAAUGUCACUUACUCUCCAGUUACAACUUUCAGUGCUGUGUCAGUAGAUAAUUCAACAAGAGUGGAAACUUCUGUAGCUCAUACAACAAUUAACUCGAGGCCUAAUGUUUCUACAAGUACUGUUCAGUCCGUUUCCCAAAACCCACCCACAGACUCUGUAGCCCCUCCCCCAGCUACGGAAUCUGCGAGUGCACCAGUAGUGGAACAGUCAAAUGUGAAACUGCAAGAUACCAAUACUAGUGUUAAUGUUAGUCAAACAAUUCAAGCUUCUAGUGCAAGUUCUGUGUCCACCUCAGAGACAGUGACCACUGCCUCAGAACAGUCACAGGAAGUCCCCAGCAGUAAAGAUGCCGACCAGUAGACUAGUCGCUGACCAGUAGACUACCUGUAGUCACUGACCAGUAGACAAGUCACUGGCUGUUGUUAAGUGUAUAUAUGAUUUAUGAAAGAUACUUUAUGCAUAGUUUUUUUGAUUUAUUUUAAUAUUAUAUCUGCAAAUAAUAAAUGGUAUGUGAUCUG
Messenger RNA from Magallana angulata, 11570 nucleotides. Its product is annotated as histone-lysine N-methyltransferase 2C-like. The record is from RefSeq and is a predicted model, not a curated record. The coding region runs from base 298 to 11412 and encodes 3704 amino acids. NCBI's taxonomy places the organism in Eukaryota, Metazoa, Mollusca, Bivalvia, Ostreida, Ostreidae. Gene Ontology annotation, biological process: positive regulation of transcription by RNA polymerase II. Gene Ontology annotation, cellular component: MLL3/4 complex. The transcript has 58 exons. Gene Ontology annotation, molecular function: histone binding; transcription coactivator activity; histone H3K4 methyltransferase activity.